This is a messenger RNA of Cucurbitaria berberidis CBS 394.84, 810 nucleotides long. RefSeq names its product TIP41-domain-containing protein. The transcript has 2 exons. Gene Ontology annotation, cellular component: cytosol. The record is from RefSeq and is a predicted model, not a curated record. Lineage: Eukaryota; Fungi; Ascomycota; Dothideomycetes; Pleosporales; Cucurbitariaceae. Gene Ontology annotation, biological process: TOR signaling. The coding region runs from base 1 to 810 and encodes 269 amino acids.
AUGUCGGCGCUCAAUGGCGCACCCCUCGAUACCCAGGCUCCGGGCCAUGCAGAUACCUCCAUCAUCAAGGAGGGCUUCAAGAUCACCACGCGCAAGCUACCCAUUCUCAAGGCUGGCCCUAUAGAAGAAAUGACCAAGAAGCUGGGGAUCGCGCCGCCAGAGAUGAUAUUCGGCGACAACCUCGUACGCAUAGAGCAUGCACACAGCGGCUGGCACAUCGAGUUCAACGCCUUCGAUGCACUGGACUUGGUUGACAAGACAGGUGAGAAAAUGUUCAAGGUGUCGUAUUCGAAAGAGUGGCAGCAGAAUCGACAGAAGCAGUUUGAAGACAUCAAGGAAGUCGUGAAGCCCUUCGACUGGUCCUACAGCACCGACUACAAGGGCUCAACACCGCCCACUCCCGCUUUCCAGCCUACAAACUCUCCCAUACCACUCGCCCUCCUCAAGCGACCUGACCCCAUUCACUUCUUCGACGAAGUCAUGCUCUACGAAGACGAGCUCGCCGACAACGGUAUCGCUAUGCUCUCCUGCAAGAUCCGCGUAAUGCCCGCACGCCUACUUCUCCUUGUGCGCUUCUUCAUGCGCCUAGACGAUGUCGUAUUUAGGAUACGGGAUACAAGGGUGUUUGUCGAGUUUGGCACGGAUGAGGUGAUUAGGGAGUAUACGGCGAGAGAAGAGAAGUAUGAAGUAGUGCGCGAAAAGUUAGCGGGGCGCAAGGAGGAUGUGCUUGCCAUCAUGCGGGAUCCCAAUCGGUUGGCAGAGUAUAUACCGGUUGUGGAGAAGAGUUUGGAAGGGUUGAAGUUGAAGUAA